This is a messenger RNA of Prosopis cineraria, 1677 nucleotides long. RefSeq names its product protein TRAUCO. Lineage: Eukaryota; Viridiplantae; Streptophyta; Magnoliopsida; Fabales; Fabaceae. The record is from RefSeq and is a predicted model, not a curated record. Gene Ontology annotation, cellular component: Set1C/COMPASS complex. The transcript has 2 exons. The coding region runs from base 181 to 1500 and encodes 439 amino acids. Gene Ontology annotation, molecular function: protein binding; transcription cis-regulatory region binding.
UUCAGCGCAGCUCUCGGUUUCCGUUCUCCGUCUCUCACUCUCUCUCUUCUCCUCCGAAGAAAUUCAGUGUGAUUUUUGGAGCCAAACCUAACCUCUCGAGCGCGCAUAUCCAAAGUUUGAAACUUGACAACCUUAAAGUCCUUUAACCACAUUUUCCCUUGUGACUGAGAAUUUUUCGACAUGGAUAGCCUUCAAGCCACGUACAGAGACGAUGAGGAUGAAGAAGACCUGUCAGCUCCCACCGCCGCCGCCGCAGCCGGCUGUGGCACUGACGCCGAAUCUCAAGAUGUUCCUCCAGUUACUACCAGCACUCCUUCAGACACCCCAACUGAAGCAAAUAUUGAUGCCAAAUUGGAGCCUGAUCCCUCCGAUGAGAUAUCCGAGGACGAAGCGAUGUCUGACGGUUCUGGGGACCCUAAGAAAUCGCCAAAAUCCGGAAGAGAACUGGAGAAUGAUGAGGAAGACGAAGAUCCACCUCCUAAGAAGCAGAAACAGCUUUCUUCUCUUACGACCGAAACUGCAAAGGAUGAAUCGUCCGUAUUGCCUGAUGCAGUUGAUGGGAAUAAUGGUUUGAGUAAUGCCGCUGCUGUGACGCCAGGGUUAGGAACAGGGACGAAUUCGAAGAAAUCGAAGAAGAAAAGUAACAAUGUGUGGGUGACAAAAUCAACUCGGAAAGGAAAGAAGAAGAGUAAAACCAACAAUAACAACAACCCUGUUGAGGACACUGUUCUUAUCACCCCUGUUCCAAGGUUCCCCGAUAAAACCGAUGAUACUUCAGACAUGAAAAUUUGUUUGUCUAAGGUGUACAAAGCAGAGAAGGUGGAACUGAGUGAGGAUAGGAUGAGUGCGGGGAGUACAAAGGGUUAUAGAAUGGUGAGAGCAACGAGAGGAGUUGUUGAAGGGGCAUGGUACUUUGAGAUAAAGGUUGUGAAGUUGGGGGAAACUGGGCAUACUCGCCUAGGAUGGUCAACUGAGAAGGGAGACUUGCAGGCACCAGUUGGCUAUGAUGCAAACAGUUUUGGAUACAGGGAUAUUGAUGGGAGUAAGAUACAUAAGGCAUUGAGAGAGAAGUAUGGAGAGGAGGGGUACAAGGAAGGUGAUGUUAUUGGGUUCUAUAUUAAUUUGCCAGAUGGAGCGACGUAUGCACCCAAGACACCACAUUUGGUUUGGUAUAAAGGGCAAAGAUAUGUUUGCGGACCAGAUGCAAAGGAAGAUCCACCCAAAGUGGUGCCCGGAAGUGAGAUAUCUUUCUUCAGAAAUGGUGUAUGCCAAGGAGUAGCUUUCAAGGAUCUUUACGGUGGUCGCUAUUAUCCCGCAGCUUCGAUGUACACCCUCCCCAACGAGCCGAACUGCACGGUCAGGUUUAACUUUGGUCCACAGUUCGAAUUAUUUCCUGAGGAUUUCGGUGAACGGCCGAUUCCGAUGCCAAUGGUUGAAGCUCCAUAUCAUGGUUUUGACAACAAAGUUGAAAAUGUUGAGUCUAACGAGAAGAAAUCCUAGCAAGUCUUAGCCCAUGAAAUUACUGGGUAUGACAUUGCACAGUUGGUUGUAAUUCUAGUUGGUUGUUAAAAUGAAAACUGAGAAUCACUAAUGGAUAGAUUUUUGAUGUAGACUCUUUAACAGAGAGAAAUUGUCCAUGUGAAAUACAGAACAUGUGUACAAAGUUUUGGCAUUGUC